AUGGCUUGCAUUCCCUUCUCAUUACCAGCUCCUGAAAUAACAUGUGGGAGGUCUCAUUCCUCCCUCACUGUACCAACAAACUCUAGUCACUGUUGUGUUGCUCCGAAGAUAAAGAGAUUGAGACUCACAACCACUCACUUACGAAGGCGGCGAUUCCCUUGCAAGCCACUUCGAGCUUUACAACCGACCGGGCCGGAAGAUCUGAAUCACCUGGCCGAUAAAGUGCCGCCUUCGCCUUUGCUAGAACUGACUCAGAAGUUCUACUCAUCCCUAAAUGACCAGGACAUCAAAAGUUUAGAGAAGCUGAUUGCUCCUGGCUGCAAAAUUGAAGAUAAAGCAUAUUAUAAGCCACUGCAAGGAAAGAGUAUUCACAAGUAUUUUGAAAGACUAGUAGAAGCCAUGGGAAAGAACGUCACUUUCACCGUUGAUGAGAUCUGCGAAGGAGGACGCUUAACGAUUGCAAUAAGAUGGCACCUUGAGUGGAAAGGAAAGAAAAUACCCUUCACCAAUAGCUGCAGCUUCUACAAAUGUUCGAGAGAUGGUGAAGCACUUCUUAUUAAGGAAGCUCAUGUCUUUGUUGAGUCGCCACUCAAACCAGGAGAUCUUGCACCGAAAAUGCUGAAGUUGAUCACCUUCCUAUUUGAUAGGUUGCCAAAUCUCGCGGAGAGUUUCCUAAAUAAGCCUGAUGCAGUUGUUUACUAUGUGAUCAAGUUUUGUCAGAUCUUCGUGAAGCCUUUGAUCCUUCCACUUGUGGCAUACUAUAGCUUCAUUUGGGCAUUUGUAGCUAAAAUUUUAGCUAUUGCUUUAAGCAUCUUGCGAAAAAUUUCAAAGAUCUUUGGCUGAAAGCCAUGGAUGUUUUGUAAAUAUCUCGAUAGAAAUUUACCAGAAUACCCAUACAUACUGUCAAUUGUCAUCUCACUGCUUGAAAUCUCCAGUUACAAGAGAAUAAUCAAGAAGCAAAGAACAGGUGAUAAUGGAGGGUUCCUGGAACAAUAGCCAUUCAACAUUCUCGUUCAUCACUUGAGCUGCUUCCUAAAUAUCAUCCUUCUACGCUUCUGCAGCAUUAAAACAAGUCACUUCUCGUCUCACAGUAGCUUUAGUCAAAGAAUGGUGAGAAACAACAUUUUGUGUAAAAGGGUUGUAAAGUAGAACAAAGAUGAUAGUUCUAGAGGUUGAUUAUCAGUUAUCUUGGCAUUCUUA
Molecule: messenger RNA, 1200 nt
Organism: Ananas comosus (pineapple)
Lineage: Eukaryota; Viridiplantae; Streptophyta; Magnoliopsida; Poales; Bromeliaceae
Exons: 7
Coding region: 1-843 (280 amino acids)
Source: RefSeq, a predicted model, not a curated record